Molecule: messenger RNA, 315 nt
Organism: Aspergillus uvarum CBS 121591
Lineage: Eukaryota; Fungi; Ascomycota; Eurotiomycetes; Eurotiales; Aspergillaceae
Exons: 1
Coding region: 1-315 (104 amino acids)
Source: RefSeq, a predicted model, not a curated record
AUGGCCGACGGGAUGCACAAUAAGGCUAUACGCUUCACCAUGGACAAUAGGUUUCAGGGAGUGGGCAAAGUUCCGAAUCCGAAUGCUGGGCUUCCGCACUUCACCACUGCCUCGGAGGUCGCGACGAUGGACUUCGGAUGCAUAUCUUUCUUGCCUUGUCGUGGCUAUUUUACGAGAGUGUUCACAUUAGAAGAGAUGAGGAACCGUCCUCGGUACCCCGGUGCCCAAAGUUCUGGCGUGGAGUUCUUCGACCGACAAUCCGGUGGCGGCGGAGCACAUCCUAAUGGGGAAUGCACGCGGCGUGCCAUUGAGUAG